AUCCCAUCUCCUGCACCCACAACCACCUCCAAAAUGUUCACCAGCAACAAAGCCCCAAACCACCGCCUCCGCAUCACCGCAGGCCCGCGCUACGACCCCUCCACCCACCAACUCGUGCACGUCAACGGACCCUCGCCAAUCCGCAUCCGCAGCCCGCACCUCACCGCCGACAUCUGGGUGCGCAUCAAGGAGUACACCGGAUACCCAGAGGGAUCUCCCCCCUCGAACCCCUACUUCACGCAGCCCGCCACCUCCGCGAACCGAUACAGCAUCACCCUCUCCCUGACCUUCCACAAAGACAUCAACGGCGACGACCUCCUCUUCGGCAACGACUUCGACCACCCGAUCCGCGACUACCUCCCCCCAGGCUUCGGCGCCGCCUUCAAGGUCGUAAAAACAAUGCUCGACCCCUCCAUUGACGGCGACGCGUACAACGAUAAACCCUACCUAUACAGUCCUGCGCUAGCAUCGUGGAACCAGUUCCGGAUCGGGGAGGCGAUUCCCCCCAGUAGAUCGAAGGAAGCGCCGGGAGCGGAUCGCCUUAUCCUUGAGGGGGCGGAGGGGUCCGGGGUGCAGGUACGGGAACAAUACGGUCUGCCGGGGGAUGCGGCGGCGCGGACGAAGUAUUUCCGGGACGAGGAGAGGCGGAGGGGGUUUGGAUUCGAGGCGGGCAGGGUGUAUGAGGCGGACUUCGGGAAUCCGUAUUUGGAUUUUGAGGAAUUCGCGAUCCACGUCCCCGGGAUCACCCUGAAUAUCAGCAAGUAUGUCAGCGAGAAGAACAACGUGCUGCGGUACGUGCUGAAGAACCGGGCCACCGGGGAGGAGUAUCUCGUGAUCGGGUUCACGGUUGUGCUAGACGGGGCGGACGAGACGACCGAAGGCGCGGAUGAGGUGGAUUAGACGUCUACCACGGCCCCGCAAUCCUAGUACCAGAUUUACCGUCCCGGGGGAGAACCCCCGGACCCCCCUUUCUUUCAGCUUCCUGGUGAAGCUUUCUGUAGUAGCACUAAAC
Aspergillus uvarum CBS 121591 is the source of this 1012-nucleotide messenger RNA. RefSeq names its product DUF1769 domain-containing protein. Bases 34 to 900 code for a protein of 288 amino acids. The record is from RefSeq and is a predicted model, not a curated record. NCBI's taxonomy places the organism in Eukaryota, Fungi, Ascomycota, Eurotiomycetes, Eurotiales, Aspergillaceae. The transcript has 3 exons.